Molecule: messenger RNA, 318 nt
Organism: Caenorhabditis bovis
Lineage: Eukaryota; Metazoa; Nematoda; Chromadorea; Rhabditida; Rhabditidae
Source: the annotation of a GenBank genome assembly
AUGUGCCCCUCUGGAGUGACAUGCUUAGUAUUAUUCCUUCUAUCGGCUCAAUUUGCCAUGCCAUGCUUCUUGAAUUCCUGCCCAUAUCGUAGAUAUGGAAGAACCUUGCAGUGUGCUAGUUGCGGACCCAUGUACCAAGGAGUGUGUGUUAAUGAAGGACGUUGCUGCACCCAUGAGGCAUGCUACGUUUCCACGGAAUGCACGUUUAGCUCGGUCUGUCCGGAGCUUUUCUGCAAGAUUGACCGAAACCCGGGAUACUGUGUGAAGGACGGAAUUUGCUGCACAUCAGGCGGAUGCCAGCCAAGCGAAAUGUGCUAG